AUUCCGCACAUCUUACCGGCCAUAUCGCUUUCUGAGGCAUCUCACUCGGCCUACAAGCUUCACAGGUACAGCUUUUGAAGCGAUAGCGCCACGUCAAUCUUAUCAUGGCGUCUCGGGUACAAGCGGUGCCAAGCAGACUCGUCUCAUCAGGAUCCACUGCCGCCUCCUCCUCCUCCUCCUCGACCCGCUCUUCUUCAAGACGAAUUGCACAUCGUCCUUACUCUUCUUCCUCUGCUCAACCCCUCGACUCUCCUUCUCCCUCUGCUUCUUCAUCCUCUUCACCUUUACAUCGAGUGCGUCUCCCCUCUUCCUCGGCCUCGCCGCAGAAGCAAAUCGGUCAACCACUCCCAUCCUCUCAUCCUCACCUCUUUCCCAGCUUCGACAAGCGGACGCCUUUUCCCUCUCUCUUUCCACAACCGCGCUCCUCUCAUCUCGUCUCGAGGGACUAUCAUGAAAGUCUAAGAGAUGGUGGAGCGGCGGAGGAGUUGAGUGUGGGGAUCACGAGGGGGGAGUAUGAGGAGAGGAGGAGGGCGUUGAUGGAGGGAUUGGAGGAGGGGGCAGUGGUGAUUGUCAUGGGGGGACGGAUCAAGUAUAUGAGUGGUCAAAUAUUCUAUCGCUUUCGCCAAGCCUCGCCCUUCUUCUACCUCACCGGCUUCCUCGAAGCAGAUGCAGCGCUAGUUCUAGAAAAGCAGUCUUCUACACCACGAGGCUUCAAAAUGACCUUGUUCUUACCGCCUCACGACGAGGGACAUGAAGUCUGGAAUGGCCCGCGUUGCGGGAGUGAUGGAGCCACUCGCAUCUUUGGCGCUGAUGAGGGGAUUGACAUGGACAGUGAAGGGAGGAGUCUGCUCACCUACCUGAAGAAGGUCCUCCCACAGGCGUCGAAGAUCUAUCACGAUCCUGCCUUACCUCCGACAAUACCACGCAAGUCCUCUCGUAGUACGACAGGCGGCGCAUCGAGCUCGCUGCUGAAUUACCUCGCUCCAGAAUCGUCGCCCUUUGAUCUCUUCUCCCGGAGAUCCGACUUCGACUCUGUGCUCAAAUUUCUAGCAGAUCCGAAGAAAGCGGUCCCCCUCACACCCAUACUAGACAAGCAGCGUUUGAUCAAAUCGCCGAGCGAGCUGCGACUGAUGAGGAGAGCAGGGCAGAUUGCAGCCCUGGCUCACAAUUCUACAAUGGCCUUUUCCAAUACCGCUCUGGCUACGAGUGAGUGGUCCCUGCAGGCUCACUUCGAGUACACGGCUUCACUACUGGGAGCCACACGAGCUGCUUACGUCCCAGUAGUAGCCACGGGGGACAGGGGCUGCACGAUACACUACACGGAGAACGACCAUACGCUUGGAAAGAGCCUGCCUGGUCAGGAGAGGCGGAACGAGGAGGGAGAGAUGGUAGGACACCUCCUGACCAUGGACGCCGGCAUUGAGUAUGCGGGCUACACAAGCGACAUCACUCGAGCAUGGCCAGUUGCUUCAUCCUCCUCGGCUUCUUCGGGGGACAAGAGGAUCAAUUUUACUACGCCUCAGCUGCACCUCUACGAAGCUCUGCUACGGGUGCUCAAGGGGUGCAUCAAGCUCUGCACGGCUGACCUGGGCUACUCGCUUGGUGGCGUGCAUAGGAGAUCUGUGGAGAUGCUGAGAGUGGAACUGAAGGAUCUGGGAUGGGACGUGAGAGCAGGCGAGCUCGAGAGGGUCAUCUAUCCUCAUUACUUGGGCCACAAUCUCGGUCUUGACCUUCACGACACACCUUCUGUGCCCCGCUCCACCCCACUGAAAAAGGCACAAACGAUCACAAUCGAACCAGGUCUGUACAUCCCUCCCGAGCACUCGAACCUGCAUCGUCUCUCCUCCUUCAUUCCCAAGGAAUUUCGUGGCAUCGGUCUUCGACUAGAAGACGACAUUGCUGUUGGUGAGAGGGAGACAGAAGGUGCAAUUGUGCUCAGUGCAGAGGCGGUGCGAGAGGUGGAGGAUGUGAGGGCUGUUUGUGAGGGAAGGAUUGGAGGGGGAAUCGAGGUGGAGAGACACCUGCUGGCGCGUGGGUGUGGAUUGGGGUUCGACGACCCCAGGCAGCAGUCAGAGAUGUAGAGAUUGUGCACGUCAUUCUAUUCGCAUUUGUAUCCCAUAGAACACUUUCUUGGCG
Messenger RNA from Microstroma glucosiphilum, 2136 nucleotides. RefSeq lists its product as hypothetical. NCBI's taxonomy places the organism in Eukaryota, Fungi, Basidiomycota, Exobasidiomycetes, Microstromatales, Microstromataceae. Gene Ontology annotation, molecular function: metalloaminopeptidase activity; manganese ion binding. The transcript is spliced from 3 exons. Gene Ontology annotation, cellular component: mitochondrion. The record is from RefSeq and is a predicted model, not a curated record. The coding region runs from base 105 to 2081 and encodes 658 amino acids.